AUGGGGAUGGGGUUAACAUCGAGUACAGCCAAAUCGCUUAAUUAUAUACUGAGUAGACCAGAAGGUGGCAGGAUAGUGGUUCUAAGCCCUGGAGGAGCAAUGGAAGCGUAUUAUGGUCGUCCUCAGAAGUAUACUUUUCUCAUAAAAGAGCGAAAGGGGUUUAUUAAGAUGGCUUUAAGACAUGGAUCCCCGUUAGUACUGGUUAUAGCGUUCGGUGAACCAGACCUUUUUGAACAAGUUAUAUGCGAAAAAUUAAGAUCUAUUCAAGAGUUUAUAAGGAAGUAUGUCGGGAUUGCACCUGUCAUUUUUUACGGAACGGGGUUCCUUUUUCUGGGGAAGGCGAUCGAGGUUGAAAAGGUAGAGAAUCCAACGAAUGAAGAAAUUGACAGCCUGCAUGCGAAAUUUGUCCAAGAACUGAAGGAUUUGUUUGAUUUACACAAGGACAAGUUUUUGGAAAAACCGGAUGACGACUCUUUGCAAAUAUUGGGAAUGGAAUUAAUCCCUUUAACUGACGAGUUGCAUCAGAAAUUCAUAAAACAAUUAGUAAAUUUGUUUGACACAUACAAAUAUGACUACUUGGUGGAUCCAGAAGCGAAAAUUCUAGAGUUAGAAUGA
This is a messenger RNA of Zophobas morio, 615 nucleotides long. RefSeq names its product 2-acylglycerol O-acyltransferase 2-like. Gene Ontology annotation, biological process: triglyceride biosynthetic process. Gene Ontology annotation, molecular function: diacylglycerol O-acyltransferase activity. The record is from RefSeq and is a predicted model, not a curated record. The coding region runs from base 1 to 615 and encodes 204 amino acids. Gene Ontology annotation, cellular component: endoplasmic reticulum membrane. The transcript is spliced from 3 exons. Lineage: Eukaryota; Metazoa; Arthropoda; Insecta; Coleoptera; Tenebrionidae.